This is a messenger RNA of Passer domesticus (house sparrow), 1450 nucleotides long. It is a transcript of the gene RBM7, whose product is annotated as RNA binding motif protein 7. NCBI's taxonomy places the organism in Eukaryota, Metazoa, Chordata, Aves, Passeriformes, Passeridae. The transcript is spliced from 5 exons. Gene Ontology annotation, molecular function: single-stranded RNA binding. Bases 73 to 876 code for a protein of 267 amino acids. The record is from RefSeq and is a predicted model, not a curated record. Gene Ontology annotation, biological process: regulation of alternative mRNA splicing, via spliceosome. Gene Ontology annotation, cellular component: nucleus.
ACGUGACGUGACGUCACGCGGGGCGGGGCCAUCGGCCGCUGGGCGCGCGCUCGCUCACUUCCCGGCGCGGCCAUGGGCGCGGCGGCUGCCGAGGCCAACCGGACGCUCUUCGUGGGGAACCUGGACCCCAAGGUCACCGAGGAGCUCAUCUUCGAGCUCUUCCACCAGGCGGGCCCCGUGAUCACCGUGAAGAUCCCGAAGGACCGCGAUGGACGGCCCAAGCAGUUCGCCUUCGUCAACUUCAAGCACGAGGAGUCGGUGCCGUACGGGCUGCGGCUGCUCAACGGGAUCAAGCUGUACGGGCGGCCCAUGCGCAUCCAGUUCCGAUCAGGGAGCAGCCACGCCGCCCAGGAGAUCAAUCCGUCCUGUUCCCCGCUGGGAGCUCCUGGCGCCAGCCUUCCUGGCGUGCCUCACCCAGCCUCCAACUGCAGCAGGUACGACAGGGUUCCAGACGGCGCGCCGGGCUUCCCGUCGAGCCUGCAGAGACAAGCGGUGAUGAACAGCGCGGCCCGGCAGCAGCCCCAGUUCGGGGGCAAAUACGAGCCUGGCUUUGCCCCUCCCGGCUACCCGCACCCGUUCCACGCCGUGCCGGGCUCGCCGGGGCCGCGGCGCGCCGAGGGGCCGCGCAAGGCCCGGCUGGGCGCCCACCCCUACGGCCCCGACAGCCGGCACGCGGGCCGCGAGCGCUUCGAGUGCGGCGCCGAGUACGGCCGCGGCAAGAGGGACGAGUACGGCUUCGAGGAGAGGGGCCACGAGGCCGAGCACCACUACCGGGGCCGCGAGGAGCACCACGACGAGCGGCACCGCGACGGCUGGAGCUACGAGUACCGCAGGGACAGCUACAGGGAGCCCAAGUGGCACUCGGCGCGGCACUGACGGACUCGAGGGCACAGCCAACCGCGCCUCUUUCUCGCCGAGUACUUGUACAAACCCCCCCCCUCCCAAAAAACACCCCCAGUGAAGGCACCUUUUAGUGUUUGUAAAAAAAUACCAGCAGUGCAGUCCUGCCAAACUCUGGUCUCAGUAUUAAAUGUGUUGGCGCACGCUCCAGGGCUUUUCACGGGGCGAGGAAGCCGUGGGGAAGUCUUGGAGGAGCCACCGCUCUGUCCUCCUGUCACAGAUCAGUGCUGGUAGUAUUUUUUUAGGAGAAAGGAAGGUCUGUGUCAGAUGGAAGGGUCGUGUUUUCAGCAGAGUUGAGGUGGGACAUGCUGCCCGGCAUCUGUAGCAUUCCUCAUGUUGUUUUAUACAGUCACAUAAUCACACAUUGGUCUGGGUUGUAGGUACCUCACUCCACCCCCUGCCAGAGGCAGGGACCCCUUCCACCAGACCAGGCUGCUCAGAGCCCCAUCCAGCCUGGCCUUGAACGCUUUUACUGACGGAACAUCCACAAUUUCCAUGGGUAACUUGUUACAGUGCCUAAGCACCUUCACAGUAAAGAAUUUUUUCCUAA